Theileria equi strain WA is the source of this 1811-nucleotide messenger RNA. RefSeq lists its product as hypothetical. The coding region runs from base 39 to 1811 and encodes 590 amino acids. Gene Ontology annotation, cellular component: NuA4 histone acetyltransferase complex. The transcript has 4 exons. NCBI's taxonomy places the organism in Eukaryota, Apicomplexa, Aconoidasida, Piroplasmida, Theileriidae. The record is from RefSeq and is a predicted model, not a curated record. Gene Ontology annotation, molecular function: protein binding.
AGUUAUUAUGAAUUGGUUUUAAAUGCAAACUUAUAAAAAUGGAAUCGCAGCAUUCUUGGACAAAAUAUUGUCUAGAUGUGGUUGUUAAGAAGAUGCGAGGGGACCGCUAUGGUACCCUAUUUGCAAGCCCCGUCUUGGAAGCUAGCGAUUCCAUUAUAUCCCCUGCAAUAAAGGAAAAUUAUCGACUUGUCAUUCAGAAUCCUAUGGAUUACAAAACAGUGAGGACCAAAUUGGAGAACAAUAUGUACGAUGAACCUCAAGAAUUUCACUCUGACAUGGUGCUUAUUUAUGAAAAUUGCAUAAAGUUUAAUCCUCCAGUUGGAACCAGCAAAUGGGUACAUGAUGCUGCCAAAUCCAACCUUAAGAAAUACUUAAAACUAUGGGAGCAAAGUGAACCUACAAUUUUGGCCUAUUUCAAACGUGGCCCAGUUGUAACGCAUUCAGCGGCGCUAACGCAGGAAAUCUCCGUCUCUGAUGAGUCUAAAACAUAUGGAACUCCAAAAUUUCGUUUAAAUCUGCAGAAAAUUCAUGAAUAUAAACUGAGGAAAGGUUUUAUCAACCAGCCCCCUCAGGAGAUAAAAGAAGCCGUUACUACAACUUUGGAAAAUGAUACACCAACUGUGCGGGAGUUUUAUGACAUAGAUGAAUUGGAUAAAACACUUUUGGAGGGGACUCCCGAAUUGCCAUCUAUCAUGAGUAAACAGGAUAAUGGAAUUCUAUGUGUUAGCUGGCUUUCUGAGAAUGAGUGCAACAGACUAUUUCCUAAUUGUAGUAUCAUAGGCCUGACAGAUGACAAACCAAGUUAUAACUUCAGUGACGUUGCAAUUCGUUGUAUAUAUAAUCAGCUUUAUCUAAGUGACUUGGGUCCACCUGGGAAACUGGAACAUAUUCCGGAUGAAUCAGAUUCCGAACCAAUUGUUGAUCACACGCUCCAACAGCACAAUCGCAUUUAUUUUAACAUUUCGAAGCACACAUCUAAGCAAGACAUAAAAUCGAUUUUUUGUAUGGAUGAGAACCCUAACCCUAUAAGGUCUAUAUUUGGUGUCGAGGAGACUAGUCCAAGAAAAUCGAUAUUUAACAUUAAAAUGGAGGGGAAAAGGGCACGUAGUGAUGCAGAUUGGACUUUUCCAUCAAAGAAACAAGCGAGCCUAACAUUGAAUGGCACGACUGAUGUUUCCAUUGGUGACCGUGACCCCGUAUGUAUUCCAGAAAGUACUGAUAUGAAAGAAUCUAUUUCUACGGACUUACCAGAGGUCCAUUUGGAUAAAUUUAUGGAUUCUGAGAUAUCUAGCAAUAUAUCCAAUUUAACCUCGUUCGCGCGCAUAGAGUUACGUAUGAAUUCUACAAUUUCUAUAGAUUCGACUACAGAAGCUGUGCUUAAGAAGAACGAGUUUAUAAAAAUUUUAAAUAUCGGCGAAUUUGUAGAUAUUCUUUGUGAACCAUCUAUAUCAUUACUAUCUUCGAGCUCUGGUUUUUUUAAAAUUGACGAAUCGGAAUUCAAGCAUCGCAACUCAAUCCUUAAACACAUCAGACUAUUCUUAGUAAACUGUGCACAAGUCCUCGUUCAAGUUUCUAAAGAAUAUGAAACACUACCAAAGCUUGUACUAAAGGGUAAAUCACAAAUGUCAUCGGUAGAAAGUUUGCAAUGCGAAGCAAAAAUUGGUAAUCUGAAGAAUUUACCAUUUUUUCAACUACCCAGCGCUGGUGGAAUUUGUUAUUGUGCGGAUCUUGACAUAUUGUGGAGAACACAGUUUAUUAACAAUGCACUUCCCACGCCACUAUUGGCGUUACACAUAAUACUAGAGAUUUAA